ACGAAAAAUAGCCUCGCCACCUCAUUGCGCCUCCCAUUCCUCCCACUAACCUAUAUUCUCUAGUAUCACAGUCUUCAGAAUUUUUACGACCAUGGACGUUGAUAUGAAGACCAAAGACGAGGUUGACGAUAAGCGCGAGAAGGACAAGGAUCGUGACUUUGACCGUGAACGCGAACGCGAACGCGAGGUGAAGCCGGAACGCGAACGAGAGAGAGAACGUCCCCGCGAGAGGGAGCGUGACCGUCGUGACUCUGUGCGAACUCGCGGGGGUGGCGGUCGUGGAGAUCAUUGGGAGCCCGAGGACAGACGAGGCGGGGAUCGCCGUCGUCGCUCUCGUUCACGCUCCCGUUCACGUCGUCGUUCUGCCUCUCCACGACGACGCCCCAGACGCUCCCGAUCGCGCACGCACUCCCCAUCUCGGAGUCGCAGCCGUUCGAGGUCUCGGGACCGUAAGCCGUCUGAGCCGUUCCCGCGCUCGCUUGGUGGCCCCAUGAAUGCGCCGCAUGAAGAGGCCGUCGAGUUUGCCAAGCUGAGCAAACGUGAAAACCGGGUCUAUGUCGGCAACCUGAGCUACGACGUCAAGUACCGUGACUUGAUGGAAUUCAUGAGGGGAGCUGGUGAGGUCCUCUUCGCGGAAGUACUCGUCACACCGACCGGAAUCUCCAAGGGUUGCGGCAUCGUUGAAUUUGCCUCCCAUGAAGACGCUCAACGCUCUGUUCGAGAGCUUUCGGAGUCUCCGCUGCUUGGUCGUCCGGUCUUCAUUCGCGAGGACCGUGAAAAUGAGUCCCGUUUUGGUGCUACACCUGUACCAGGGAAAAUUGGGAUGGCUAUGGCAGGACAGGGCCUGCAUGCAGCACCACCGCCGCGUCCGGCGUACCACAACUCCUUUGGCGGUGCUAAUAAUCCUGGUAAUCAACUGUAUGUUGGAAAUCUACCUUACCAAGCUGGAUGGCAAGAUUUAAAGGACCUGUUCCGAUCCGCCGGGAACAUUGUUCGUGCUGAUAUCAACAUCGGUGCCGACGGUCGGCCCAAGGGGAGCGGUACUGUCAUUUUUGAGACAGCGAAGGAUGCCGGGCAAGCCAUAAGCAUGUACAACGGGUUUGACUGGUACGGCAGGAUUCUCGAAGUUCGUGAGGAUCGUUACGCCGGUCUCUCUGGCUCAGGCGGCUUCCGCGGAGGGCUACGUGGCCUCAGAGGUGGCUUCCGCGGCGGUCUGCGUGGAUUCGGCGGGCGCGGCGGCUUUGGUCGUGGUGGCGGCGGCGGCGGUGGUUUCGGUGGUGCCGCUGCUGGGCGCGAUUUCUCGAACCAAGAUUUGUAUGCAGACUACAUUGGCCCAGAUCAGCAGUCGGGUGGAUUAAGAAUGGACGGGUACGGGGCUCCCCCUGCCGCUGGUUUCAGUGCCCAGGCUGGAUAUGGUGCAGCGGGGUAUGAGCCGGAGCCAAGUCAACAGAUCAUGGUUCGCAAUCUCCCCUGGUCGACCGCCAACGAGGAUCUCGUCGAACUUUUCGAAACGACCGGCCAAGUCGAGCUUGCAGAAAUCUUGUUCGAAGGGACACGAUCGAAGGGUGCUGGAGUUGUUCAGUUCGCUCAGGUUGGAGAGGCUGAGACGGCCAUCGCUAAAUUCCAGCAAUAUAUGUAUGGAGGCCGUCCACUAGACGUUCGUUACAACGAUCGCUGGCACACUUUCACCCCUGGUGCUGCGAAAGGCGGACAGGCGGUACCCAUGCAGGCUGAUGUAGUCUAACUUGCUACUCCAUCUUAUUUCCUUUCUACACAGUGACAACGGUCUAUGAAGUUCGAUUGUACGCUGACAACUGCCAUUCAAAAUUCUAUUCCGCGAGUGUCACGUAUGGUUCUUUCUUUUCUACCAUUCUUUGCCUCUUGUUCGAAGCCGUGUUGAUAGUCGGUCUUCUGCCGAUUCACGGAUGGACCAUUUCGUAGCCUCGCAGGUUGGUCCAUUGCGGCGUAUGCAUCAUGCCCCACAGACAUGUGGCUCGAAGUAUUUUAGUUUAUCUGCACCUAGUCUCCCAAAACAGUUUACAAAAAUAUAAGUCUCGCUGCAAAUGU
Molecule: messenger RNA, 2067 nt
Organism: Heterobasidion irregulare TC 32-1
Lineage: Eukaryota; Fungi; Basidiomycota; Agaricomycetes; Russulales; Bondarzewiaceae
Exons: 12
Coding region: 92-1744 (550 amino acids)
Cellular component (GO): nucleus; cytoplasm
Molecular function (GO): mRNA binding
Source: RefSeq, a predicted model, not a curated record